AUGUCCGACAGUGUUCGUGUGUGUUCAGAUUUACAGUGUGGAUCAGAAACUACCUCUGGGCUCAAAUGCCCCAUUUGCUUGAAGCAAGGCAUCGAUCAGCCGUUCUGCGAUGAGGGCUGCUAUAAAAACAGCUACAAGGCUCAUAAGUCACUCCACUGGAAAGAUGACAAACCAAAUUCGUACGAUCCGUUCCCCAAGUUCAAGUACACGGGUGACCUGAGAGCCGCAUACCCUCUUACGCCCAAAAGAGUGGUUCCCAAGGGAAUCGAUGUGCCAGAAUGGGCUGAAGAUGGGCUUCCUCGUCUAGAACAGCGUAACGAUGCCACCAACAAGAUCAUAAUCUACUCGAAGGAAGAGAUCAAGCGAAUCCGUAAGGCUUGUAUGCUUGCCAGAGAGGUUCUCGAUAUGACCGCUGCAGCCGUGAAACCCGGCGUGACAACCGAUGAGCUUGAUCGCAUCGCACACGAGGAAACCGUGAAAAGACAAUCGUAUCCGUCGCCUUUGAACUACUACAACUUCCCCAAAUCUUUGUGCACGUCCGUGAACGAAAUCGUGUGCCACGGGGUUCCGGAUCAAACCGUGUUGAAAGAAGGCGACAUUGUAAAUCUGGAUGUGUCGUUGUUUUGGAACGGCGUGCACGCGGAUCUCAACGAGACCUACUACGUGGGCGACAACAUAUCGAAAGAGGCGAUCAACACGGUCGAGACGUCAAGAGAGUGUUUGAAGGCUGCCAUCAAGCAGUGCAAGCCCGGCACCACGUUCCAGGAGCUGGGUGAUCACAUUGAGAAGCACGCCAAGGAAAACAAAUGCUCUGUGGUCAGAACCUACUGCGGCCACGGUGUGGGCCGAUUCUUCCACUGUGCGCCCAGCAUUCCGCACUACGCCGGAAAUCGAACCUCAGGCGUUAUGCAGCCUGGAAUGAUCUUCACUGUCGAGCCCAUGAUCAAUGAAGGUUCUUGGCAGGACGUCACGUGGCCCGACGACUGGACCUCUUCUACUAAAGACGGUAAGUUAAGUGCACAAUUCGAGCACACUUUGCUUGUGACAGAACACGGUGUGGAAAUUUUGACCGCCAGAAACAAGAAAUCGCCCGGUGGACCCAGACCCCGGAGAAAGUGA
Molecule: messenger RNA, 1119 nt
Organism: Lachancea lanzarotensis
Lineage: Eukaryota; Fungi; Ascomycota; Saccharomycetes; Saccharomycetales; Saccharomycetaceae
Gene: MAP1
Product: LALA0S03e03026g1_1
Exons: 1
Coding region: 1-1119 (372 amino acids)
Biological process (GO): proteolysis
Molecular function (GO): metalloaminopeptidase activity
Source: RefSeq, a predicted model, not a curated record